Diabrotica balteata is the source of this 2262-nucleotide messenger RNA. NCBI's taxonomy places the organism in Eukaryota, Metazoa, Arthropoda, Insecta, Coleoptera, Chrysomelidae. The record is from the annotation of a GenBank genome assembly.
CUGAUGUGUUCUUUGCAUUUUGACUUUUGGCACUUUUGGUAGUUAGCUGACUGCGUGGAGCUUUUUGCUCAAAAUAAAAUAAAAAAUAAAAAUGAAUAUUCCAAAUGAAUAUGUUUCAAACGCCGAAGAUAUUGCAGAUAAUGUUAUCAGAAAAUUAAAACACAUACUGCCUACCUUGGCAAGAGUAUGCCUAAUAUCAACCUUCUUAGAAGAUGGAUUGCGGAUGUGGUUCCAGUGGACAGAACAGAGGGAAUAUAUGGACUUAUCUUGGGGAUGUGGCAAAAUUUUGGCCACACUUUUUGUUAUAGUUAAUCUAGUUGGUCAAUUGGGAGGCUGUGUUAUGGUGAUUAUAAGAUACAGAGUUAAUAUAGCUUGUGGAGUAUUGUUCUUCAUUGUUGUUCUACAGACGUUAGCUUACAGCAUUCUAUGGGACCUCCAGUUCCUAUUCAGAAACUUAGCUCUCAUAGGUGCCCUUUUGCUGGUCUUAGCAGAAAGCCGAGGUGAAGCCAAAAGUCUGUUCGCCGGAGUUCCAUCACUCGGCGAUAACAAACCCAAGAAUUAUUUACAACUCACCGGAAGAGUGUUGUUGGCGUUUAUGUUUAUCACUCUUAUCCGAUUUGAAUUAAGUUUCUUGCAGAUAACCUUGGACCUCGUCGGUUCUCUCUUGAUGGUUAUGGUAACAGUAGGAUACAAGACUAAACUAGCAGCACUGACCUUAGUUCUACUUCUUGGCACCUUGAACUUCUACCACAAUGCCUGGUGGAAUAUUCCAGACUACAAACCCUUGAGGGACUUCCUUAAAUACGAUUUCUUCCAGACAUUGUCCGUCAUCGGUGGACUGUUGAUGAUCGUUUACUUGGGACCCGGGGGUGUUUCUAUGGACGAGCACAAAAAGCGGUGGUAGAACUAUGUGAUUCCAAGUAGUGAACAUCUUGUGACAACAGGUUUAUAAAUCCAGAAAAACUGUCGACUCUUUUUUAUACCACAUAUACGCGUUCCUUUUUUCUCUAAACAUUAAAAUAUUGCAAAAGAAAAACCAACUGAAAUUCAAGAGAUCACUGUUGUGUUGUGUACCAACAACUGCAAAUGCAUGGUUAGUAAAUGCUAUACAAGUAUGGCUAGCCAAUAUUUAUAAUUUGUUAAUUUUUUAUAAUACUUCUUUUUCAAUUCAUUUUUUUAACCACUUUAUUGGUCUAAUCUGUGCUAAUUUUUUCCAUAUAUUUACUGGUAACUUAUUUACUAUGAUAUCAAUAGUAGAGGUUAUUAAUUUCUGCCUAACAGAAAAUAUAUAACUACAACAAUCAAGUAAUAAUUAUAAAUAUUAAUGAUGUAAUAUUACAUAAUAAUUACUUGAUGCAGUAUUCCAAUUUUUAAAAGGUGCAUUCGUGGAUUUCAGAUUUCCCUUGAAGUUUAGCACAAAUAGUAUACCAAAGGAACAUGCAUAAUUAUGUGUAAUUGCAUUGUGCCCUUUAAAGCCAGAAAGUAAAAUUCUUUUACAAUACCACCACAAUGAGCCAUACUUUUUUUAAGACUUUCUCCUCCAUUUGGAUUUAUCGAGCCAUCGCUAUUCUGUGUAGAUGUAGAGAAAGUUCUUAAAACGCUUGCCAAUCACCAGUAUUAUUUUAUUUGAUGUGUAAUUUUUCUACUGUUUUUUUUUUAUUUUAAAUAAAGGGUUGCUUCGAAUAAUGUUUAAAUAGUUCAAAAUAAUAAAAGAUAUAAUUAAUCAGGAGGAUAAAGAAAGAAAACAAAUAAUACUUUAUAGUAUUCGUAUACAUUAUGACCAGUAAAGAAGAAUAUCUUCGUUUUGCAGUCUGGUGGUUCUGCACAAUUUUAUCAUUUUAAAAAUGUAUAGACACUUGUUUGGAAAAAGUUCUUAUUUUGGGCAUUAUGUGUAAUUAACAGGCAAAGCAAAUAAAUGUCUGUUAAUUCGAAUAAAAUAAAUAUCUAGUAUUAAAAUUAAACAUUGUGUUCAGGGAUCUUUUGACUUUAGUUGGUUUUUUAAGUACACGAGACUUAGCGGUCAGAUCGAUGUAAAAAUCAGUGUUAUACACUUUUUUACUUUUAAGCAAAAAAUAAUUAAUUUAUACAAGAUUUAUUUUAUACAAAAAAGAUAUGUAUAUACUCUAUUGAGGAAUUUUUGUGAAUUUAUUUUGACUUGGAUUCAAUCGGAACACCUCGUUCCAAAGUUUGGUUCGGAAAAAUGUCAGUUUUGCAUGUGUAUAGUCUACUACAUAUAUUUUUAUAAUAAACUGUUUUGUUGAA